AUGCCUCCUCGCGCUGCUCGUGGUGAUAGAGGCGGCCCUCCUCGAGGUGGCCCUCCUCGACGCGGCCUGCCUCAGGGUGCCGCUCCCCCUGCUGGUGGCGGCGGUCUUCCUGACACCAGUAGCCAUGUUACCACCAUAGGUGUGCGAAGACCUGCAUUCGGCACCAGCGGCCGCAAGAUCUCUGUGUGGACCAACCAUUUCAAGGUUGAUAUCCCUGAAAGUGUCAUUCAACACUAUGACGUCGUCAUUUCGCCCUCCGAGAAGACCCUACCUGCAAGAUUGAACAUGGAAUUGAUUGCCAAACUUCAGAACGUGGUCGCACCGGAGAUAUUCACCCCGCGUGCCGUAUACGACGGUCGGAAGAAUCUCUUUGCUGUCAGACAGCUCCCUUUUGGCGAGAGCGGAGCCCGGGAGUUCGAUGUAUACGUUGGUGAUCCUCCAUCGCAGGCCCAGCAAUCAAAGCCAAAGGACGGUAAAGAUCCCGCGAAAGGACCAAAACCUUACAAGAUCCGACUUAAGUGGGUCGCAUCUAUAAAUCCUGAAGUGCUUGCGAGGUUUCUGCAAGGGAAGCAAAGUCACGACAACGACGUCCUGACGGCCAUCACUGCUCUCAACGUGGUCAUUCGCAUGGAGCCGACGCUGAAAUAUCCCUUCAAUGUCAGGUCCUUCUUCACGGAUGCUGAAAGUCAGAACAUCGGCGGGGGUAUUACGUUGUGGCGCGGAUACUUUCAAUCCGUUCGCCCAGCUGUCGGCAAAAUGCUAAUUAACGUCGACAUCAGCACCGCAACAAUGUACAGGACGGGUAGUCUGAUCGACCUCUGCCUAGAAUUCUUCAACAGACAGGGUCAAGACCCAAAUCUUCUUGCCCCUGCUCGUGGUCUACCUGAACGCCAACGGGUUCAAUUGCAGCGAUUCGUAUCCGGAGUCAGAAUUGUCACUCGCAAUCCGAACAAUCUAUCGGAAGUUAUGACUCGGUCUCCCCGCGUGGUAAAGAGGUUGAGCUCAGCGGGUGCCAAUGCUCUAACCUUUACGCUCCGCGACACGGGGACGAUGUCAGUCGAACAAUACUUCAAGCGGACAUAUAAUUAUGACUUGAAGCAUCCUGAGGUCAUGUGCGCGGAGGUUGGUUCGGGUGCCUUGAUUCCGCUCGAGCUGUGCGUGGUCCCAAAGGGUCAAAUCAUGCGAAAGCAGGUUCCGCCAGAGAAGACGAAGGAUGUUCUUGGAUUUGCCACCAAACGGCCCCAGGACCGCCUGGACAGUAUCAAGAGAGGCCUCAGCGUUUUGUCCUAUGGCCAGUCCGAAUAUGUUAGACACUUCGGCAUGCAUGUCGAACCGAAUGCUACGCCACUAAGCUUAACCGCGAGAGUCCUUGUCGCGCCUGCUCUCAAAUAUGGAGGGGGCAGCAAGUACGCUGUGAUGCAACCGAAGGAUGGCGCAUGGAACAUGAAUGGCCAACGUGUCUAUCGACCAGCUACUGUCGACCGUUGGGCGGUUGUCGUUUAUGCCACGAAAAGACAAUACACGCCGGACCACGCGCAAGGGAUGAUCAAGGAUCUGAUAAGCAGCAUCGUUGCCGUAGGUAUGGGCGUCAACGAACGGGAUCCCUUAGUUUUCUACGAGAAUGCGCAAGGAAAUAUCGCAGACCAACUGAAGGCCGCGGGACGUGCUUGCGUUCAAAAGAAUAAGCAGCAACCCCCGAACAUGCUCGUUGUCGUUCUUCCUGAAGGGGCAACGGACGUCUACACCGCAGUCAAGCACUUUGGUGACGUCACACAAGGUAUUGCCACGCAGUGCUUGAAAGCGAACAAGUGUAUGAGAGCUUCCCCCCAAUAUUAUGCGAACGUUUGUCUCAAGAUUAAUGUCAAGCUCGGUGGCAUCAAUACCAUUCCCGAUCCUCGCUCCGUUUCCAUCUUGACGGACCCGGCAAACCCAACGAUCGUUAUGGGUGCCGAUGUUAUCCAUCCGGCGCCUGGAGCCGACGGACGACCCUCUUUCACUGCUCUGGUGGCGAAUGUCGAUUCCGACUCCGCCAAGUAUGUUGCGGACUGUCGCGUGCAGACCUCUAGACAGGAGUUGAUUGAGGACCUCCAGGAAAUGAGCAAACGCAUGCUGAGUAUGUACAUGCACUAUCGCAGGACCACGGAGAAGAGGGAUAAGAACAUCGCGCCGAGGCGUAUCAUUUUCUAUCGCGACGGUGUCAGCGAGGGUCAAUUUAAGCAAGUAUUGGACAAAGAGUUACCUCUGUUGAAGGCGGCGUGCCAAGAGCUUAAGAUUAACCCUACUAUCACAUUGGUGGUCGUCGGCAAACGUCAUCACGUCCGGUUCUUCCCUCAGAAUGCCGCUGAUCGCGACAAGACCGGGAAUUGCCCCGCUGGAACUGUCGUGGACCAGGAGGUUGUCAAUCCUCUCGAGUUCGACUGGUAUCUUCAGAGCCAUGCUGGGUUGUUGGGUACUUCUCGCCCGGCCCACUACAGCGUCUUGUACGACGAAAACAAGUUCACCCCGGAUGGUUUGCAAGCACUCUCGUUCGCAUUGUGCCACGUCUACGCACGUUCCACGCGCUCUGUCUCCAUCCCGGCGCCCGUCUACUAUGCCGAUAUCGUGUGCGCACGCGCGAAGAACCACUACGACCCGAACGGUGGCUUGGACCUCUCAGAGUCCGGAACUCACACUGGCGACGCGGACAGGCAAUUGCAGGCAUUUAAGGCCGGAUUCAAACCGCUGCACAAGAACAUGGCGUUUGUAAUGUAUUUCUCGUAA
Messenger RNA from Sparassis crispa, 2760 nucleotides. Its product is annotated as Protein argonaute. The record is from RefSeq and is a predicted model, not a curated record. The transcript is spliced from 23 exons. Lineage: Eukaryota; Fungi; Basidiomycota; Agaricomycetes; Polyporales; Sparassidaceae. The coding region runs from base 1 to 2760 and encodes 919 amino acids. Gene Ontology annotation, molecular function: RNA binding; protein binding.